This is a messenger RNA of Letharia lupina, 969 nucleotides long. RefSeq lists its product as uncharacterized. The transcript has 4 exons. Bases 1 to 969 code for a protein of 322 amino acids. NCBI's taxonomy places the organism in Eukaryota, Fungi, Ascomycota, Lecanoromycetes, Lecanorales, Parmeliaceae. The record is from RefSeq and is a predicted model, not a curated record.
AUGGAUCUACCAAGAGGAUAUCACGGUGCUAGCGCAGGCGCUCAACGUUUCUACCCGUAUGAGGCCAGCUUCGGCCAAAGAGUGACUUGCCUACGACGAUAUCUGCGAUCCAAAGAAUUGAAAUGGCUUGAAAUUGACAUUUUAUUGAUUGUGGAUGACAUUCGUGAAAGCUAUCAAAUCCGAGGAAAUCUCAACAAUGAUUUCUACGAAUCCCUAGUCGAAGAUGAUUGGGAGAUCCGAGGUCAGACCCGGCUUAACCAAGCUAUGAUUGUGAAGCUUCGAGACCGUCAACGAGGGCUAGAACUGCUGAAUGACGCUCGAGACAGCUAUACGAAGGCAAACUCCUAUUCUGGUACACUGUACGUUGCUCAUCGUCGCGUCCACCUGAGCACCGAGAAUCCGGACAAGACUACUCCACAAGUUCCGGUCGGCUGGAAUGAUCACCUUGUUUUUCGAGAUUCAAAUGAGGUCAUGGGCUUCAUAGUCAACGAUCCCGAGCUAUUGGGACUGGAAACUAGAAUAGCAGCAGAACAAUUUAUGGUGGGGGUUGCUGAGUAUCAGAACCAGUUCGUGAGAGAGCAAUUUAGGUUCCUUCAGGGCCAAGUUGCGAACAGCGACAUGAUUGGCAUGCUCUGGCGAUCUCGAAACAUCCUCAGGUCGUACCUCAAGAAACACCCGUCUGCGGCAACGCCAAAGCUUCAUGCCAUCGCGCUCGACAGUCUCGCACGUUUCUAUUGUCCUUCAAGUGAUUACAACUGGCUAAAGUUAGUCUCUAAGUACGUUGCUGAAGGCUGGCCGAAUCUGCUUGAGGAGAAAGAGGUCCUCAUUGAUUAUAAAGGCAAAAUAACCCGAGAAUAUUCGCCUUCGGAAGAAGGCGGACCCGUCGUACGCAGUUCGGUUGAAGGUGCCACAGACCAAGGCAAGCAAGUUAAACUUUCGAUUACCAUGUCAUUUGCCUCGACUGUGUAA